Messenger RNA from Populus trichocarpa (black cottonwood), 2382 nucleotides. RefSeq names its product scarecrow-like protein 3. The record is from RefSeq and is a predicted model, not a curated record. Gene Ontology annotation, biological process: regulation of DNA-templated transcription; response to gibberellin. NCBI's taxonomy places the organism in Eukaryota, Viridiplantae, Streptophyta, Magnoliopsida, Malpighiales, Salicaceae. Gene Ontology annotation, molecular function: DNA-binding transcription factor activity; sequence-specific DNA binding. Gene Ontology annotation, cellular component: nucleus. The transcript has a single exon. The coding region runs from base 844 to 2256 and encodes 470 amino acids.
CAGGAGGGGGGGUGGGGGGGAAGAGAGAGAAAGUAACCGACUACCAAGUAAGAGAGAAAGAAAGAAAGGCUCACCUUCUCAGAUAUUCCAUGCUCCACUGUGGAUAGAACGACAACAAAUCAUAAAACGACAAAAAGCAGCCCUCACGCAUUGUCGACAACGUAGCCGUGUACUAGUCUAUGAUCUCUCUUAAUUGGAACGAAUUGACUCUCUUUGUCACAAAUUAAAACCACAGAAAAACAGAGAAAGCGAGGUCUUUUAUUUCAUAGAGAGGUUUUGAGGAGGGAACCUUGGAGUUUUCAUGUGGGUUUUUGAUCAAUUGCAAAACCCAGUAAGGAUUUUCAUGCUCUUUAUUUUCUUGGCUAGUUUUUUGAAGUAGUUCUUUUUCUAUGUUUUUUUACUGUUUUAAUUUGGUUCUUUCUUUGUGGAAUUUAGCUUAAUUGGUCUUUGUUUCUUAAUCCCAGUUUAGCUUUCUUUUGAGAUUUCUGUACACCUGUUCAAUCUCCCUUAGCCGACUACAAAUUGAUAGUAGUUACUUUCAUCAAAAUCCUCUGUUUGAUUGAUCCAUUGGAUUUGUUCUUAUCUUCACUUCUCUUGGUUCAAUCGGUGAAUUCAUUUUUUGAAGUUCUAUCCGAGGGUAAACAAUCAUUUCUCAUAGUUUGUAAUCAUGCAAAUUUGAUUCUUUGCAUGAAAUCAUGUGUCGUAUGCUUGCGAAUCCUUGAUUUCGCUUUUUCUUUCUUUGUGAAGUGAAUUUCUUAAACCCAUCUUUUGUUGUCAAUUGUAUUCCUCCUUGGCUCCCUAAUUCCAUAGCUGUUAUCAUUGAGUAUUUUAGUGGCACCGUCAAUGUAUCAAGAUGAUGGAUCAUCUUCUGUAACAUCAUCACCUCUCCAAGUUUUCUCCACGAUGCCAGUUUCACCUAGCAUGGGAUCGCCAUAUCCCUGGGUUAGAGAGCUAAAAUCCGAGGAGAGGGGUUUGUAUUUGAUCCAUUUAUUGCUCACUUGUGCAAACCACGUUGCCUCUGGUAGCCUUGAAAAUGCAGAGAUUGCCCUUAGUCAAAUCUCCCAUCUAGCCUCUCCUGAUGGGGAUACCAUGCAGCGCAUCGCUGCAUACUUUGCUGAGGCGCUUGCUCGUAGGAUCGUCAAAGCCUGGCCUGGUAUUGACAAGGCCCUCAACGCUACUCAAAUAACUUUGGUUUCUGAGCAAAUCUUAGUUCGCAAACUGUUUUAUGAUAUGUUUCCAUUCAUGAAAGUCGCUUUUGUGCUGACGAAUCAAGCUAUAAUUGAAGCCAUGGAAGGGGAGAAAAUGGUUCAUGUAAUUGAUCUUCACGCAGCUGAACCUGCUCAGUGGAUUGCGCUCCUUCAAGCUUUUAGCGUGAGGCCUGAGGGACCACCCCAUCUGAGAAUCACAGGGAUUCAUCCGCAGAAAGGGGUAUUAGAUCAAAUGGCUCACAAGCUAAUUGAAGAAGCAGAAAAGUUGGAUAUCCCAUUUCAGUUUAAUCCCAUUGUUAGCAAAUUAGAGAAUCUUGAUAUUGAAAUAUUGCGUGUUAAAACUGGGGAGGCUCUAGCUAUCAGUUCAAUUCUUCAAUUGCAUUCUUUUUUGGCCUCUGAUGAUGAAUUGAGGAAGAAAUCUCCAUCGACAUUGAAGAAUUCAAAUGGAAUUAACAUGCAAAGAGUCCUUCAAAUGAAUCAAAACACAUUAGGAGAGCUGCUCGAGAAAGACACGGCUAAUGGAUAUAGCCCAAGUCCUGACUCCGCCUCGUCAUCACCACUAUCUUCAACUGCUUCGGUGAAGAUGGAUUGCUUCCUUAACUCCCUGUGGGGUUUGUCACCGAAACUCAUGGUGGUAACUGAACAGGAUUCUAACCACAAUGGAUCAACUCUUAUGGAGAGGCUACUGGAGGCACUAUACACUUAUGCCGCAUUAUUUGAUUGUUUGGAAUCUACUGUAUCUAGAACAUCGAUGGAAAGGUUGAAGGUGGAGAAGAUGCUUUUCGGAGAUGAAAUAAAGAACAUUAUAGCAUGUGAGGGAGCUGCUAGGAAGGAAAGACAUGAAAAACUCGAGAAGUGGAUCCAAAGGCUUGAUUUGGCUGGGUUUGGAAACGUGUCUUUGAGCUACUACGGUAUGCUGCAGGCAAGAAGGUUGUUGCAAGGUUAUGGUUGCGAUGGGUAUAGAAUGAAAGAAGAAAAUGGAAGUGUAGUAAUUUGCUGGCAAGAUCGGCCUCUUUUUUCUGUUUCAGCUUGGAGGUGUAGGAAGUAAGAACCCAAGGUUGAUCCGUUGGUAGUGAGAGUUUUUCUUGUUAUCCCCUUUUUGUAUGGAAGAAUUUUGUUCUUCUGCAAAUGUAUACUGACUGGAAUGAUUUGAAAGCUCUUUCCAUACUCUCAA